GGACGAGCGGUGCCGAACGGUUAGUCCCGACUGGCGGACGAGAGGAGGAGGUGGUGCACGCGUGAGAAAACGGAGACUCGGCGUGCAUUUUUCGGUGUGUCGCGUGGGACGAGGGCGAGACCAUGGACGCGUGGAUGUACGACGUGGUCUGUAUGAUGUCUGAUGCUACCACGGAAAGCAUGAUCGGGAAUAAUAGGACGAUGCCCAACAUCAAGCAGGAAAUCGAUAAUCCAACGACGCCCACGCAAAAUUAUCAAGUGUGUUCGCCAACCACGACUCUUCAGCAUCAGGAGUCGAUAUGCACAAAAUUAGACAUCGCGACGGAUUACGGCGAUAGCAACGGUAGUCCCGAGAGUCCAGAGAUGCAUCAUUGUUCCUCGACGACGCAGCCGUUGGGAACUCCAGAGGACGGCGUUAAGGAAGAAGAUAUGAUACCCAGGAGGCUUUGCCUUGUCUGCGGCGACGUGGCGAGCGGUUUCCAUUACGGGGUUGCUUCGUGCGAGGCGUGCAAGGCUUUCUUCAAGAGAACUAUACAAGGAAACAUCGAGUACACGUGUCCGGCGAACGGCGAGUGCGAGAUAAACAAACGGAGACGUAAAGCGUGCCAGGCGUGUAGAUUUCAGAAAUGUUUGCGGCAGGGAAUGCUGAAGGAAGGCGUCCGAUUGGAUCGCGUUCGAGGCGGUCGACAAAAGUACAGAAGAUCCACGGAUCCUUACACGCCGGCCGUCAAGAAUACCACGCUAGAGGCUAACGUAGCGUCGGCAGGUUCUACUGAAACGAUAAACAACAAGAUGGUCGAAGCCUUGACGGCCUGUGAACCGGAUAUGCUUCAAGUGUCCAAUAUGACGAGUAUACCGGAGAUGGAUCAGAGAGUCCUCGGACAACUGUCGGAUCUCUACGAUCGAGAGUUGGUCGGCAUAAUUGGUUGGGCUAAGCAGAUACCAGGAUUCAGCAAUUUAGCGCUGAACGAUCAAAUGCGACUUCUGCAGAGCACCUGGGCUGAAAUAAUAACCUUCACUUUGGCGUGGAGAAGUAUGCCUAAUACCGGUAGAUUGAGGUUUGCGCAAGAUUUUACAUUGGACGAGAAACUCGCACGUGAUUGCCACUGCAUGGAGCUUUAUUCGCACUGUAUACAAAUAAUCGAGAGGAUCCAGCGGUUGGGCUUAACGCGGGAGGAAUAUUGCGUGAUGAAAGCGUUAAUUCUAGCGAACAGCGACGCUAGAUCCGACGAGCCUCAAGCGCUCUACCGUUUCCGAGAUUCUAUCCUGAAUGCUCUAUCGGAUUGCGUGGCGGCGGUGAGACCCGGGCAAGCCCUCCGCGUCACGCAAAACAUGCUACUAGUGCUGCCCAGUCUCAGACAGGCCGAUGGAAUCGUCAGACGUUUCUGGUCCGGUGUGUACAGAUCGGGAAAGGUACCAAUGAACAAGCUUUUCGAGGAGAUGCUGGAGAAUGUUUGUCGAUGAGAUACGUCUCGUCAAAUUGCAAAUUUAAUAACUCGACCGCCCGUCGCCAGGAUCAUGCCGUUGUUUAUUGUAAGCUGAUGAUGUUUACCACCAACGUGAUUAUUAUGUUAUUGUACAUCAUUAUUUCGGGCACGUUUUUUUCGGUGUGCUGUUGCGCUGUCGAAGACACCAGUGAGUGAUAAGUGCGUGGGAGAAACGGAGUUAUCCUCCGGUCCUUCUACGAUCCUUUUUAUUUUCUAAAUAAACUCGUGAGGUUUUUUUUCUUUUUUCUUUCUUUUUGCGUGCGAAAAGGACGUUGAAAGAAGUGGAAGUUCGGACAGUGUCUCCGACGUUUCGUUGUGAUUCACGAAUCGUUCUAAAUGGCAGACAUGCGUAGUCUUCGUUCGAAGUAUCCAAAACUUUCCUUUUCGAGUACCCCAUUUACAGGUACAGAAAGAGAGUAAGAAAGAAAGAAAGAUAGAGAAAAAGGAAAGAGGGAAAGAAAGAAGAAGGAAAGAAAAAAGAAUCAUGUAAUUUUUAUGUUGAAACAUAACAGUACAAGAUGCGAGAAGACUUUCAGAAGUACUCAUUUUAGGAUAGGCAUAUGUGGAAGCCAAUCGAUUGGCUUUAUUACCAAAUAAAGUGUUUCCGUUCGUUCAUGAUCGCAAUUACACUGAACAUAGUAAUUAUGUAAGGAUGUAAUAACUGUGGGUGUUUAACAUCGUAGCCAUAAUAUCGUUGGUAUUAAGAAUCAGCAAUCAAAAUUACUGUUAUCAAAUGAUAUUUUCUCUAUUCUCUUAAUUGUUUUUUUUUUAUUUUUUUGUUUUUGUUUUAUACACUAUGUAUCCUGGCAGGAGCGAUUUCAAAUCACUUUCCGUUUUCAACACGAUAUAAUUAUAUACAUACAUAUAUACAUAAAAUAUCUGUAUGUAUAUUGCCUCUUGCAUUAGCACUUCUCUAAUUAUGAUAGCUUAAAUGUGAAGAAAAUCGAGUAAUAUUAAUCGAUCUAUUUGUGAUAGCUGUAUUGAACAUCCAUAGUUAUAGCGAUGUAGAGAUAUGUCUUUGUACAUUAUUCUAGAACACAUCUUUGUACAAUGUAAACAAGAUCAAGUUGAAAUGAGUGUGAGUAGGUGAACGGAAGAAAGAUAGCGGGUAGAAUGGCUGAAUUGUUCCUCAAUCGGAGAGACACGCUGUUUCUACAAAAAAAAAUUCGAACUUUGUAUUCGAAAUAUAUUUUAUGGAAACUGUCGGCUAGGCUAUCGUCACAUUAUCAUGUUUUCGUUGGCGGUAAAAGUAUCUACCCGGUUGUUAAAACGGUCGCGUUAUGUUAUAUUUGCCCGUGCCACACAAGAUAAAGAGCAGGAAAAUAUAUUAUUGCUAUAAUAUAUAAUUAUUAAUAUUAUUAUUUUUACAAUCAUUAUUACGAUCAUUAUUAUUACGUUAAUAUACAAUUAAUAUUAUUAUUAUAUUCAGGGAUCUUUAUUAUCUAGUUGUCACUAAUUAUCAUUGUUACGAAAAUCAGCGAGCAUAAUAUUACCGAUGCAUUGAUGCACCGCCGUAACAUUAUAUUAAUUGCCUUUCACGAUGAGGAAUUUUUAGGAGAGAACGAGAGCCAUAUUAUAGAAAGUGAAUAAGUUUCAUGGAGCUUCGUUUGACGAUUCAGUCGCGAGUCUACGGCGGUUUUUAUCAAUUCCACUUAUCAAUCACUCCGUCACUCGCUUGGAAAAUAUGCUCAUUUAACUUCCUAGAAUUAAAGCGAGAGCUAACGGUAGAUGAGCUAGAAAGACAUUUGCCAAAAAAAACAAGAUAGAAUUUAAAUUCAGUUCUUUCUUAUCUGUUAUUUAUUACUUUUAUUUAAGUCUUGUGUUCACUAGAAUAAAAAUUUAUGGCAAAAAAGUGAUAUAUGUAUCUUUCUAAUUAGAAAAUCAUUUUCUCAAGUGGUAAAAGCCGCACGUGGACCUCGUACUUAUCGCGAGACAUUUCGUUAUGGGUCUAGAGAGUGCAAUAAAGUCAGGACACGCAGUUUACUUUCCUUCUUAAUAACAAGACGACGUUGUCCCUUUGCUCUCCAUUGAUUGUUCUUAUUUUCUGCCUAGGCUACACGAGCGUCUUUCUCCUUAUUCUUUCUGCAUUUAAAUCCGUGGAAAACAAUUUGCGGUUCGAUGUUGCACUCUUCCUCACGCUUCUCUAGUGAUCUGCAUUACUUUCUUGACUAACUAACGUAAUUAAAAAAAAAAAAAAAAAAAGGAAACAGAAACCGAGUUGCCGAAUUUUUCGCGUUCUGUCGAACAGUUGCGCCCGAUUUGAUUUUCAAAUUCUAACUGAUUAUUUUUUGUUUCUUGAAAAUGAUAAUGAUUGAAAUGAUGGAGAAAAUUAUUACACCCGGGAAAUACAAAGACGUCUUAAAAAAUUUAAAAUUUUAAAAUUACAAGUAUCUUUGGAGUUUUAUUAUAUGUAUAUUUGCAGCAACGUUACAUUAUUAUUACAAAUGUAUAGCGCACUGCAAUAAAACGUUAUAAUGAAACAUUUCUGUAAUGUUUCUUGCAACCUUCUUGUUGUUGCGUCAUUACCGAAAUGUUUCAUAUUGUACGGGAAUUAAUGCCGUCCAAAAAAUGUUUUACAAAAGAUUUCGAUUUCAGUUUCAAAAAAAGAUGAUGUUGAAGUAAAUA
This is a messenger RNA of Wasmannia auropunctata (little fire ant), 4111 nucleotides long. RefSeq names its product steroid hormone receptor ERR2 (gene Err). Bases 123 to 1463 code for a protein of 446 amino acids. Gene Ontology annotation, cellular component: nucleus. Gene Ontology annotation, biological process: regulation of DNA-templated transcription. The record is from RefSeq and is a predicted model, not a curated record. Gene Ontology annotation, molecular function: zinc ion binding; DNA-binding transcription factor activity; steroid binding. The transcript is spliced from 9 exons. NCBI's taxonomy places the organism in Eukaryota, Metazoa, Arthropoda, Insecta, Hymenoptera, Formicidae.